CAGGGUUUUGAAGUGACUGUCCAUAAUCGCAAAUACUACGCUUUCUCAGACUAUAAGAAAGAGGGCACAAAAGUGAUCAACAUUUGCAACCAAACCACAAAUGGUUGGUCGCACGACGUGUUGGGCCGCAACUGGGCCUGUUAUCAGGGAAAGAGGGUCACCGGACAACACACAGAGAAAGUACACUAUCUCGUCGAUACCGAAGCGCUCAGUAAUGGUGUGUUUAGACAAAAUCCCGACACAAUCGCCAAAAUUAACUCAAUCCAGAGCUCAUGGACUGCCAAACAUUACCCACAGUUUGAGGGAAAUUAUCCAUCGCCGGCACCGGUAACCGAAGCAGUGCGACAACUGGCCAAUGAAUUGCCGGAAGCGUUUGAUUGGAGGAAUGUUAGUGGAGUUAGUUAUGUGACACCCGUUAGAGACCAGGGUGGUUGUGGCAGUUGUUAUGCGUUCGGGUCGUUGGGUAUGAUCGAGGGGCGGCUAAAAGUGGUGACCAAUAAUAAACAAACAGUUGACCUCUCGGAACAGGAUGUGGUCAGCUGUUCGGCCUAUAAUCAGGGCUGUGCCGGAGGUUUCCCAUACCUGACCGCUGGCAAAUACGGACAAGAUUUCGGUCUUACUCUUGAAGCCAACAAUCCCUAUAAGGGAGUGGACUCCAAAUGUGGGACCAAACAAGGAGCGGAACGGUAUUACACGGCUUACUAUAACUAUGUGGGCGGGUAUUACGGGGGCUGUAAUGAGGAGUUGAUGCGGAUAUCACUGGUCAGAGACGGACCCCUCGCCGUGUCCUUCCAGUACGGCAUGUUUGACGACUUUGUGUCGUACGGGUCCGGCAUUUAUAGCCCGACUCCUGUCAAACACGACAACGGAGAGUACAACCCCUUCGUUGAGGUCAACCAUUCAGUACUGAUUGUCGGUUACGGCGUUGACUCNCCAAUUUCUGUGUUCCGUCGCAUUUCUCGGUCCUCUCGGCCGACCUCUCGGACUCCGAGAACACCCAAACCCCUCACUAUUUUCAACAUUAUCUACUAG
Molecule: messenger RNA, 1032 nt
Organism: Oppiella nova
Lineage: Eukaryota; Metazoa; Arthropoda; Arachnida; Sarcoptiformes; Oppiidae
Source: the annotation of a GenBank genome assembly